AUGAAGAAUGCUAAGGAAUAUUGUGAGUACCACCGGUACUACGGGCAUACAACGGACACGUGUUACCACCUUAUAAGCACGAUUCAAAGAUUCAUCGAUGAUGGAAUAUUCACGGAAUAUGUGCAGGUACAACUUUCAUAUUGUGAGGUAGCACCCAAGAAAAGGAUGGAGCUACCACAGGACAGCAAACACAUCAACAUGAUCACCGUCUAUUGCGGAGGACAGGAAGAGAUACUGGAAGAUAUCCUUGAACUAGAUCGAAACAGGAGAAAGAUGGAAACCCACAAAGUAUUCAAACUAAGUGGGCCACCAACUAAUACUUUGGAGGAAUGGAUGGAUACGCCAUUAACAUUCUCAACCAGAGACAUCAACCAAGAAGUACAGAUGCACAAUGAUCCAUUGGUUAUCACCCUUCCGAUCCACAGAUGGAAUAUUACGAAGGUUCUCAUCGAUGGUGGCAGAUCACUAAAUGUAUUGUUCUAUGAACCAUACCUACGUAUGGGGAUAACAGCUGAGCAAAUGGAUUCAUCCACUUGCACAAUCUAUGGUUUCAAUGGAGCGGUUUCAAUACCAAGAGGAGAAAUUGUUUUACAGGUACGAGCAGGACCUUUGGUGAAAAAUACUAGGUUUUGUGUUGUGGAUGCACCUUCUCCAUACAACGUCAUUAUGGGACGACUAUGA
This is a messenger RNA of Papaver somniferum (opium poppy), 681 nucleotides long. RefSeq lists its product as uncharacterized. The record is from RefSeq and is a predicted model, not a curated record. The transcript has a single exon. Lineage: Eukaryota; Viridiplantae; Streptophyta; Magnoliopsida; Ranunculales; Papaveraceae. The coding region runs from base 1 to 681 and encodes 226 amino acids.